Messenger RNA from Solea solea (common sole), 1935 nucleotides. RefSeq names its product GID complex subunit 4 homolog (gene gid4). Gene Ontology annotation, biological process: protein catabolic process in the vacuole; protein targeting to vacuole; negative regulation of gluconeogenesis. The record is from RefSeq and is a predicted model, not a curated record. The coding region runs from base 154 to 1935 and encodes 593 amino acids. Gene Ontology annotation, cellular component: extrinsic component of membrane; GID complex. Gene Ontology annotation, molecular function: protein binding. NCBI's taxonomy places the organism in Eukaryota, Metazoa, Chordata, Actinopteri, Pleuronectiformes, Soleidae. The transcript is spliced from 10 exons.
AACAGUGCGUCUCUUCAGGAGCCAGUCAAGAGGCGCCGCCGCGACUCAGCUCAAAGUCCUGGACCUCGGCGUUUUAUGAGUCACUAACAGGCAUAACUCUGUUAGUCAGUGCACCAUCUCUUUCCGGCUACGUUGUGCUCUGCCACGAAAUUCAUGACGGUUGCUGACUGUGACUCUCUAGCGCUCAUCAUGCCUGUCCCAGCAGAGUGCUGCACCACCACCGCCCCGGCCCGCGCGUCCUCGGCGUCGCUUGUUCCCCCUGCCCCGAUCAACACGUACCAGCCGGGGGUAGCGACCUCGCUGCUGUACGGCGGCUCACAGUUUCGUGGUUACCAGAAAAGCAAAGGCAACUCCUACGACGUCGAGGUUGUUUUGCAGCAUGUUACCGUGGAGGACUCAUAUUUGUGUGGAUACCUGAAGAUAAAGGGACUAACUGAGGAGUACCCCACUCUCACAACAUUCUUUGUCGGGGAAAUUAUUAGUCAAAAGAGGCCUUUUUUAACGAGGAAGUGGGACGCCGAUGAAGACGUGGACAGAAAGCACUGGGGCAAGUUUCAGCCUUUUUACAAAUAUGCCAAAAGCUUCAAUUCGGAUGACUUUGAUUACGAAGCUCUGGACAACAGUGAUUAUGUCUUCAUGCGGUGGAAGGAACAGUUUCUAGUUCCUGAUCACACAAUCAAAGACAUCAGCGGGGCCUCAUUCGCCGGCUUCUACUACAUCUGCUUCCAGAAGUCCACAGCCACUAUUGAGGGAUACUAUUACCACAGAAGUUCUGAAUGGUACCAGUCUCUAAUCCUCAACCAUGUUCGAGAGCACAGUGUGCCCAUUUAUGAGUUUCGCGUGACUGGCAACGUCACCCAACCAUUGGUCACAGAGACGUACAGGUGCGUGGCUCCGUACGAGACCAAAGACACCAAGAACAAACCGUUCAAAGUGGCGCUGGAUGAAAAAGUGGACGUGCUCAUCAAAGACAAAGGAGGGUGGUGGCUUGUGGAGAAUGAAGACAAACGAAUGUCCUGGUUCCCUGCCCCCUAUCUGGAGAAGCUAGAAGACGAUUAUGAUGAAGAUGACACAGAUGGGACUCCUGAAACAGGAUCAAUGUAUACUGCAAUCAAGAACUACAAAGCCACCAAAGGUGACGAGAUAAGUGUGAACAUGGGUGCCAUGGUGGAGGUCCUGCAGAAGUCUGACAAUGGCUGGUGGCUCAUCAGAUACAACGGUAAAGUGGGUUAUGUCCCCACCAUGUACCUGCAGCCCUACAACUACCCUCAUAUCCGACUCCCAGCCCACCACCAAGAUCGUCCCGCCUCCUCUUUGGCCCUGGCCCCCACCAUGACCCUUCGACAGUCCCACCAGCUUAGCCACUCUCAAGGAAACCUGCCGCAACCUCCGCCCAGCAGGUCUCCAUCGCCUCGCCGGCUCCAACCAGAGGCGAAGGAAAGGUCACGGUCCCUAAACAUCCUCUCGUCUGACCAAGCGCCUCCUCAGCAGCCACAGAUUUCCUAUGCUGUCAACACCGCCACCAGAUCCGCCAACGUAAAACACACACCUCCACCCACCAUUAUGGUGGAGAUGGAGAGAGCAGAGAGUGAGACUAGUUUAGACAGCAGCAGCAGUGAAUUCAGCUUCAGCGACGACCUCAGCUCCUCCUCGGCGAGCUCGACCUUCAACCUGAGCCCGAGCACCAACGGCGAGCGCCUGCGCCUCAGCCGCACGCCUCCACCCACUGCGAGCAACUACCUCAGCCCGACAAACGGCCCCAUGGGCAGAAUCGUCCCCAGUGUUUCUGAUCCAAAUCUUUACAAGGGGGCCACAACACCAAAGAUUCCCCCCAGGCCGCAGCAACGGGAGAUCCUCAGCCGCUGCACCACCAUCACCCGCAAGAACGCGUCCAGAGGUCCCUCACCCACACCACCCGGGAUACUGAGCCAGUGA